AUGGGCGGGCUGAAAACGCUGGGGAUAGGCAAGCUGACCGAGGGACGAGCAAGAGGAUCGGCAGUGGUUCUGGACUCUGGAGAUCUGCAUCUGCUACUCUGCUACAGGUACGACGCGGGAUACAGUGUACACUAUGGAUCCCAAUAUCUUCUUUCAACACACCAUACGGACACGGGCGUUGUGAUCUGCAUUAUUACCCGAUCCGUGGAAGUCCUAGAGAAGAGACGAGGGAAGAGAAAACAUGAAACCAAGCUCCCGGGAAGAGAAGCGCUGCAGCCGCCAGCAGAUGCUACCUAUAGGCCAGGAGUCUAUCAUCCCGCAAUUCGGUAG
Monascus purpureus is the source of this 330-nucleotide messenger RNA. The record is from the annotation of a GenBank genome assembly. Lineage: Eukaryota; Fungi; Ascomycota; Eurotiomycetes; Eurotiales; Aspergillaceae.